Molecule: messenger RNA, 975 nt
Organism: Venustampulla echinocandica
Lineage: Eukaryota; Fungi; Ascomycota; Leotiomycetes; Helotiales; Pleuroascaceae
Exons: 1
Coding region: 1-975 (324 amino acids)
Source: RefSeq, a predicted model, not a curated record
AUGUCUUGUCUGCCUCUUCAGCCUACCGUUGAAGUUCCGAAAGAAAGUAAGAAGCGAAAGGCUAACGAUGAUGAAGACCUGAGAGGCCCAUCGAAACAGCCUGCUCCCGCCUCACAAGAUCAUGGUACCCAGAAGAGGCUCAGCGCCACAAGGACAGCCUAUCAACACUUCCUGGACGCGUAUGAAGGGAAGACUAGUAGUCCAUUGGGUAGUGAUACUCCUAGGAAGACGAAGAAUACGAUUAAAGGAACUAGUGCCUACAAAUGCAUGUUGAUAUUUUCCACCAAAGAUGAAUCCGUGCUCCUUCCUGCCUGCAAGGAGGAUGGAGCGGGGAAAUACAGAUACCAUAUUUCAUCGCAGAAUCCCAUGCUCGAAAUUAAACUGGGUGUCCCACAACCCCAACCUUUCAAGAGCUCACAUUCUCUGUUCAUCAGUUCAGAGCAAAUCUGUGGCAAGGUUACGCUCAGUGCCAUCCGCAACUCGACUACAGGGAUGUUUCAACAGGCAGUCACUGACCUUGGACUGCCCCCUAUCAGCGACAAUGAUGAGAAAAUUGCGAGUGUCAUCGACUCGAUCAAGAACCUUCGUCAAGAGAACGGCAUAAGAUUCUUUCGACUCGCCAUCAUAGGGCCUCUCUCUGAUCCUCGUACUGAGCCAGGAUACGUUGGCAGUCAGUCACCUCUGGUCGAGAAAAGAGAAGGAGCUCUGUCGAUCCAGUACAUAACUGUCGCCCGCAUGUCGACCGACCAUCUUGACUUCGUGGAUAGCUUCUGGGAUUAUGUCGUUCACCGAUUCCAAAAAGAUGGCAUUUACUGGGGCUAUAAGCUGGAUCGCCAUGUCCCUUUCAUCAAUUCCGCCAACCCACAAGUCACCCCGUCAUAUUCCGAGCUGGUGAUCAUGGGACACGAGAACGCACCAUAUUUGCCAUGGAUGCGAGAUGAGAGAACCGGGUCCUCCGUUCCACAUAAGAUGUAG